Kwoniella botswanensis is the source of this 960-nucleotide messenger RNA. RefSeq lists its product as uncharacterized. Bases 1 to 960 code for a protein of 319 amino acids. The record is from RefSeq and is a predicted model, not a curated record. The transcript is spliced from 10 exons. Gene Ontology annotation, cellular component: membrane. NCBI's taxonomy places the organism in Eukaryota, Fungi, Basidiomycota, Tremellomycetes, Tremellales, Cryptococcaceae.
AUGCCAUAUACCGGACCGAUCAACAACCCACCAGCAACUGGUGAAGCUCCUUUUUGGGAGUACGGUUAUAUCCCAUCGUUAUCUAUGGGUAUAGUAGGUUGUGUGGCCUUUUUGCUCGUUUCUGGUGGUCAACUUUGGUGGUUCGUCAAGAAAAGAGGUACAAGGAGUGUUCAUGGUCUUUUCUUCUUUGCAUGCGUUACUGAAGCGCUCGGGUACGGUGCGAGACUUUAUACUCAUGGUCACCCAUUCAGUGGAAUGUCAUUUUUACUCGGUAUAUCACUUAUUCAAGUGGCUACCAUCCUCAUCACUGCUGCGCUUUACAAGUCCAUCCAAAGAGGUCUCAAGUACAUGCCUAAUGGUGAUAGUCUGACUCCAAUGAGAAUCAGAUCAAUGUUAACCGUCUUCAUCAUCCUCGAUGUUGUUUGGGUCUUGAUGCAAAUUGCCGGUCAAUACUUCUGGGCUUCAGCUCAGGCUGCCGAGAUCGUCGAUGAUACUCCGAUGUUUGCUCUUGGUACUUCAACUCUUAUCUUCUUGGCAGGUAAUGUCCUCCAGGCAAUCACCACGAUCAUCAUUUUCGUAUUCUGCUUUGUCAUUCUCAAGCGAUCUACCCGAGUUCUCGCUAUCACGCCACCAGAGACUAUCAUCCCUCACAUCAAACCCCUCAUGGCGCAAAUCAUGAUCAGCUUGGGGUUAUUCUUCGUUAGGUUAAUCAUGAGAAUCGCUGAAGGCGCUCAAGGUGCAUACGAGAAAGCUGCUACUAAUGAAGUUUACUUUGGUGUUUUCGAAUUUGCCCCUAUCUUCCUUAUCAUCGUCCUUUGGGCCGCAAGACCAUUGCAUAUAUUCAUCUUCCCGCUCGGACACCCAAGAUAUCACGCCAAAGCUUCCGCUCAGGAGGCAGCUAUUGCCUCGAGCGUCAGUGGCACUGGGAGUCAAUCUGCCGAUCAUAGCGUGAAAGCUUAA